UUUCAGGCAGGGAUGAAAUAGUAGAGAAAUGCAUCUGCAUACUGCAGAAUUCCUGUAUAAAUGUGCACAGCAUGGAGGGGAAGGAUUACAUCGCUGCCUUACCUUUCCAGGUGGCAAACGUCUGGCCAACAAAAUAUGGGUUGCUGUUUGAGCGUAGCAGUUCUGCCCAUGAAGUCCCUCCAAGCCCACCCAGAGAACCUUUGCCUACCAUGUUCAGCAUGCUACACCCAUUAGAUGAGAUAACACCACUUGUCUGGAAGUCUGGAGGGGUGCCUGGCUCUGCUCGAGUGCAGUACGUCGCCGACCACGCCCUGAGGAUCGUGUUCCUCAGUGCUGAGCCCUCCAUGGUGAUGACCUAUGACACCCUGCAGAGUUCACACACAGUCUGGGCCCUUCGGCGGGUGAAGCCAGAGGAGCAGAACACGGUGCUGAAGUUCUCAGAGCAGAUGGGCACCCCUCAGCACGUGCCCACCAGCAGCUCUCUGACCGCCCACCUCCGAAGCUUCUCCAAAGGGGACUCCCCAGUGGGGUCCCCCUUCCAGAACUACUCCUCCAUCCACAGCCAGAGCAGGUCCGUGUCGUCGCCCAGCCUGCAGUCCCGCUCGCCAUCCAUCUCCAACAUGGCAGCUUUGAGCCGCUCGCACUCCCCCGCCCUGGGGGUGCAUUCUUUCUCUGGGGUGCAGAGGUUCAACUUCUCCAGCAGCACCCAGUCCCCCAGGAGGCACAGCCUGACCCACUCGCCCAGCAGCACCUGCAGUGAGUCCUUCCUGCUGCCAGACACGGAGCCCAUCGUGCCUGAGCUCUGCAUGGAUCACCUCUGGACAGAGACACUCACCAGCCUGAGAGAGAAGAAUUCCCAGGCCUCCAAAGUGUUCCUCACCACUGACCUUUGUGGGCAGAAGUUCUUGUGCUUUUUGGUGGAAUCCCAGCUGCAGCUGAGGUGUGUAAAAUUUCAAGAGAGCAACGAUAAGUCCCAGCUGAUCUUUGGUUCUGUUACCAACAUUCAAGCCAAGGAUGCAGCUCCAGUGCAGGGCAUUGAUACACUGCUGGUGCUGGAAGGCAGUGGGAAUCUAGUGCUGUAUUCUGGAGUGGUUCGGGUGGGGAAGGUUUUUAUUCCUGGGCUGCCUGCUCCAUCCCUGACCAUGUCCAACCCAAUGCCUCGGCCCAGCACUCCCCUGGAUAGUGUCAGCACUCCAGCCAAGCCUCUGCAUAAGCACCUGGGGCCCCUGGAAGAGGGGGUGCUUUUGUCACCAGUUCCAGAGCUAAGGGAUGCUUCCAAACUUUAUGAUUCAACUUAUAUUGAAGAUUGUACUUUCCAGCAGCUUGGGACUUUCAUCCAUGCUCUGAGAGAUCCUGUCCACAACAGGGUAACCUUGGAACUCAGCAAUAACACAAUGGUUCGGAUUACCAUCCCUGAAAUUGCCACUUCAGAACUAGUGAAAAGAUGCCUGCAAGGGGUCAAAGCCAUCCUGCCCAAGGAGGUUGCAGUGCAGAUGCUUGUCAAGUGGUACAAUGCUUAUAAUGCUCCAGGAGGACCAAGCUAUCACUCAGAAUGGAAUUUAUUUGUGACAUGCCUCAUGAACAUGAUGGGUUACAACACAGAGAGACUCUCCUGGACAAGGAAUCUUGAUUUUGAAGGAUCACUUUCACCAGUUAUUGCUCCAAAGAAGGCUAGACCAUCAGAAAUAGGGUCAGAUGAAGACUGGGAAUAUCUCCUGAGCUCUGAUUACCACACGAAUUUUGAGUCUCAUCCUGUUGCCAAAGCUUUGAGGCUGGACCCUCUGGAAAUUUCAGCUCCAAAGGAUGACUUCUCACAGAGCCUUAGUUUGGAUUCCUCAACCCUCCUUUUCACCCACAUUCCUGCCAUUUUCUUUGUCCUUCACCUCAUCUAUGAGGAGCUCAAACUGAAUAGUCUCAUGGGAGAAGGAAUUCGUUCACUUGUUGUUCUUCUGGUCCAGCUGGCCAGGGACUUAAACCUUGAAGCUUAUAUAGAUUAUUACUACAGAGACUAUCCAGCCCUUGUGAAAACCUCCCGACAGAGCUGCAUAAUUGAUCAAGGUUUCAUGCACCACCCCUCCUUUUUCUCUGCUGAGCCUCCAAGUAUCUUCCAGUGGCUGAGUUGCUGCCUGAAGGGAGAAGGAGUGCAGCCUUACCCCUACUUGCCAGAUGUCUGUGAAAGGAGCAAACUGGUCGUACUGAGUUCAGCUCUGUACAUCCUUGGUGACGAGAGCGCCGUGUCUAACGAAGCCUCCCAUUAUUUGUACAAGAUUACAUCAGGACAACGAAAACCACAGAUAGAGCAGGACAACGAUCGAUGCAGUUUCAGACACAGCACAUCUGUGUCUAGCCUGGCUGAGAAGUUAGUUCUUUGGAUGACUGAUGUUGGUUUCACCUUGAGAGAUCUGGAGUCUCUCCCCUUUGGUGUGGCUCUUCCCAUCAGAGAUGCAAUAUACCACUGCAGGGAGCAGCCUGCCUCAGACUGGCCAGAAGCAGUUUGUCUCUUGAUCGGGCGCCAGGACCUCUCCAAACAGGCCUGUGAAGGGAACCUGCAGAAGGGGAAAUCU
Merops nubicus (carmine bee-eater) is the source of this 2564-nucleotide messenger RNA. RefSeq names its product anaphase-promoting complex subunit 1-like. Lineage: Eukaryota; Metazoa; Chordata; Aves; Coraciiformes; Meropidae. Gene Ontology annotation, biological process: metaphase/anaphase transition of mitotic cell cycle; protein K11-linked ubiquitination; anaphase-promoting complex-dependent catabolic process. Gene Ontology annotation, cellular component: anaphase-promoting complex. The annotation marks the transcript as partial. The record is from RefSeq and is a predicted model, not a curated record. The transcript is spliced from 21 exons. Gene Ontology annotation, molecular function: molecular adaptor activity.